This is a messenger RNA of Effrenium voratum, 1857 nucleotides long. Lineage: Eukaryota; Dinophyceae; Suessiales; Symbiodiniaceae. The record is from the annotation of a GenBank genome assembly.
AUGUCGCUGUUGCUGAAGCCUUCGGAGUAUGGUGGGCUCAAAGGCACGGCAGUCGCUGGCCGGGUCGUCAUUAUGCUGGAGCAGGAAGUGAAGAGCAAAGCUGCUUCCGCCGCGGCGGCCACGCCUUCCAAGGGGAAAGGCAAGAAGUCCUCGAAAGCAAGCUCGCAGCCGCCAUCUUCCACGAAGUUGGAGAUGCACAUCGCAGGCGCAGACUCAGUGAAUGAGGUGGUGUAUGUGGAGGCUUGGGGAGAGCAAGCUACUCAACUCGGCCUGCGCUGCAAGGUGGGAGACUUGAUCGCCCUCACGGGCGCGACCGUGAUCUCCACUGCGCAGAUGUACUCCACUUCUAGGCUACCUUACCACCUUCGCGUCAAAGGCAUUGUGGGUACGCAGGUGUUGGUCCAAAAGUUGGAGAGCUUGCCCUGGAGCGGCGUCCCUGCUCAUCAUCCUUUGGUGCCACUGCAGUCGCUGGCUCGCGUGAAAGACCGACAGCAGAUCUGUGUGGCCGCGCAAGUGGACGACAACCCGGGCGCGAUCGAGAGGGACACCGUCCAAGGCCGCGUUCUGGUCUGCAAUGCCAUCGUGCAGCAGAAUGGCGUUCGAGUGCGGUGCGCUUUCUGGAGGGAGCACGCUGAAAAGCUCGCGACCUGCCAGGCUGGAACCUGCAUCCUGCUCUACCAAGUGUUGGUGGAGACGAAAAAGGAAGGAUCAUGGGAGAUUGGCAGCUGGCGAGGCACUCAAAUUCUGGAGUGCCCUGAAGAGCUUGCCAAGAACAUUGGAGAGCGCAUCAUGGAGCCUGGCGACUGCCGCAUGCUCACUCUCAUUCCGACCAGGAAUUGGAAGGAAUGCGAGGCAGUGCAGAGCACAUUGAGCGCGCUCGUGGGCACGAUUGUCCCCGGGCAGUUGCGGAAGGUGGACACUGUGUUCCUCGUCUCCGGACUGCAGAUCAUGGGCUUGAGCUCGGCACAUCCAGAUGCUGCUGAAGAGAAGCGCGUGGCCCUGCGCGCUGUGUUCGCGGAUAGCGACUGCCAGUGCAGCAUGGUGCUCUACCACGACCACGUCGAGUUGGCCUUGCAGGAGCAGGGUUACUCGCUGCCGAAUCCUUGCAAAGACACUGCAGAGCUGCGGUCCGAAGUGCGAAACGCAUUCCGGAGCGCACUGUGGACUUGCAAAGUCACCUUUCGGGAGAACGACUACCAGCAGAUCCUGGAGUUGGAGUGUCGCCAUCUGACGCCUUUCCUGCCCUUCAACAAGGACUGCCCGGACCUGACGCCCCACAUGCUGGAGCUUCCACGCUGCUCUCUGGGCGGCGGCUGCCCGGUUGCUGCUUUGCGCGACUUACGCGUGGACACAGACUUGGGCUCUUUGACGAUUCAAGAGAUCGACGCUCCGUCUGUGCGAGCGCUCGUCAUGUUCAACGAAGUCCAGCUGCCAGAUGAUGAGUCUCUGCAGCAAGACCCGCAAUCUGCAUCGGCCAUGCGAGUCAAGCGCUCGGUGGACUGCUGCUUGUCAGUGCCCGACGCUGAAACCCUCUUGCCUUUCCGGAGCAAAAUCCGAGCAGCAGGCCCUGCGUCUGCAGUGAAUUGGAUCCUCCGAGCACGGCCAGGUGAAGUCCACCAAGUGGUCAUCAUGCAAGCCGACGCGGAGAAUGAGUGGUCUGUCCUCUGGCACGUGGAGGUUCACGAGAAGGCGGUGCUGGCUGUCAACGCGUACUACUCUCACAUCAUCUCCAAGCAGACGGCGGCUGCUGCUCUGAGCUAUGCCAGUGAGUGGACUCCCGGUAAGCGAGUGCGCACGCUGCGAGACAGCAUGCCAACCCCUUUUAAGACGAGCUCUGCUUGGCAAGACCAGUGCUAG